Molecule: messenger RNA, 459 nt
Organism: Ictidomys tridecemlineatus (thirteen-lined ground squirrel)
Lineage: Eukaryota; Metazoa; Chordata; Mammalia; Rodentia; Sciuridae
Source: RefSeq, a predicted model, not a curated record
AUGUUAAAUACUGCAGAACAGUUGACCCCACUGUCCAUCAUCCUUCGAGACAGAACACAACCAAACCUUGGAGAACUAACUGAAAUUUCUUGGUACCCGUAUGCACACUGGGACAUCUAUAUAGGGAAAGCCUAUGUGGUCCAUAUGACUCCACCGAGUGAAGUGGCAGGAAGUGGCGUCAACAGCUUCACUGUCCUCGGUGACACAGCCAUAGUGACGAAGGAGCUGCUGUCCGUGGUGGCUGGAGGAGAUGCAUACCGGGUCAAUAAGAAGAAUGAUGAGGAGUAUGACCCACUGCCGCCCCCCAACAUUGUCCAGCAGGCAGAGCAAAUGGUCGGGAAGGUAGUCUCCUAUUCCGUGACCAGCAACAACUGUGGGCACUUUGUGAACGCGCUGCGCUACAGAGUUUCCCGCAGUGACCAGGUGUGUCCUCAGCCUGUGUCCCCUUCUCACAGCUGA